Papaver somniferum (opium poppy) is the source of this 1729-nucleotide messenger RNA. Its product is annotated as PTI1-like tyrosine-protein kinase 3. Bases 298 to 1401 code for a protein of 367 amino acids. Gene Ontology annotation, molecular function: ATP binding; protein tyrosine kinase activity. Gene Ontology annotation, biological process: protein phosphorylation. The transcript has 8 exons. NCBI's taxonomy places the organism in Eukaryota, Viridiplantae, Streptophyta, Magnoliopsida, Ranunculales, Papaveraceae. The record is from RefSeq and is a predicted model, not a curated record.
UUGAGAGAGAUUGAGACAAACAGAGGAAAGAGAGAGAGACAAGAGAGCCGUUUCCACCCACCUUCCCACCUCCUCCCUCUCUCUUCUUCUUCUUCUUCUUCUUCUUCUUCUUCUUCUUCUUCUUCUUCUUCUUCUUCUUCUCUAAGAAAUUCCUUUGCUUCAUCAUCUCCAUCAACAAAACUAAACAAACCUAUACAAAUUUAAAACCAGGAACACACAUUCUCCUGUUUUUUUUCAAAUUUAUUAGAGAUAGCUUAUUAUAACGAAAAAGAACCGGUACUAGGAGGAAGAAACAAGAUGCGACGGUGGCUGUGUUGUACUUCUCAGAUAGAAGAGGCUAAAAGUCCAAGGGAAAAUAACAAUGUUGUCUUCAAAAGUGAGAGGAGCAUUGGACCUGAAGAUGGUCACAAAAGGCAGACUCAGCUAGCCAAGAAUGACGUAUCAAAAUCACCACCACCUAUUGAAGUGCCUCCAUUGUCUUUAGAUGAACUGAAAGAAAAGACUGACAACUUUGGGUCAAAAUCUUUGAUUGGUGAAGGGUCUUAUGGAAGAGUGUAUUAUGCAACCCUGAAAAAUGGCAGAGCAGUAGCUAUUAAAAAGCUUGAUGUUUCAGCUGACCCUGAGCCCAGUAUCGAGUUCCUUAACCAGGUUUCCACGGUAUCAAGACUAAAGAAUGAAAACUAUGUUGAGUUGCUUGGUUACUCCGUGGAAGGCAAUCUUCGUGUCCUGGCGUACGAGUUUGCAACAAUGGGUUCCCUGCAUGAUAUUUUGCAUGGUAGAAAAGGAGUACAAGGUUCACAACCAGGUCCUGUUCUUGACUGGAUGCAGCGAGUGCGAAUUGCUGUAGAUGCUGCAAGGGGAUUGGAAUAUUUGCAUGAGAAGGUCCAACCAUCUAUAAUACACAGGGAUAUUCGAUCAAGCAAUAUCCUCAUAUUCGAUGACUUCAAAGCCAAAAUUGCAGACUUCAAUCUUUCAAAUCAAGCUCCUGACAUGGCUGCCCGUCUUCAUUCCACCCGUGUUUUGGGAACCUUCGGUUAUCAUGCUCCAGAGUAUGCUAUGACUGGUCAACUGACACAGAAGAGUGAUGUGUAUAGCUUCGGUGUCGUUCUUCUUGAGCUUCUGACCGGUAGGAAACCUGUUGAUCACACAAUGCCUCGUGGACAACAAAGUCUUGUAACUUGGGCAACACCAAGACUUAGUGAGGACAAGGUCAAACAAUGUGUAGAUCCCAGGCUAAUUGAUUAUCCUCCAAAAGGACUUGCUAAGAUGGCUGCUGUCGCGGCUCUAUGUGUGCAGUACGAAUCUGAGUUCCGGCCAAAUAUGAGCAUCGUUGUCAAGGCACUUCAACCUCUUCUCACACAGAAGCCUCAAGUUCCUGCACCAGCUCCCUCAGAAAUUUGAUGAAUUUUGUUUUAAUCUUGUAUUCCUAAUUCUAUAUCACAAAAGGGUGUUUCUUUACAGCUUAAUUGUAAUGUGCAUGAUUGGUUUCAUUUUAGUUAUAACUGCAGCAAAUGCUUGCAGCCCUAUUUGAAAUUUUCCAAUUGGAUUCAUUUGUUAAACCAUGCAUUGCGCAAUGGUUUAACCUAACCAAGGUUGGGACAGGGUUGCGGUGGAGUGAGUGAGGGUUUAUUCUUUUCUUUACUCAUGGAAUAAAGCGGCUCGCUAUUGACUGAUUUCAGAAACUGUAUAAAUUGAAAUUUAAAUUCUCUUUAUGUAUUUAUUAUUAAUA